Tupaia belangeri chinensis (Chinese tree shrew) is the source of this 1673-nucleotide messenger RNA. RefSeq names its product shieldin complex subunit 3 (gene SHLD3). The record is from RefSeq and is a predicted model, not a curated record. NCBI's taxonomy places the organism in Eukaryota, Metazoa, Chordata, Mammalia, Scandentia, Tupaiidae. Gene Ontology annotation, cellular component: TRAPPIII protein complex. The coding region runs from base 505 to 1257 and encodes 250 amino acids. Gene Ontology annotation, biological process: negative regulation of double-strand break repair via homologous recombination; positive regulation of isotype switching; positive regulation of double-strand break repair via nonhomologous end joining. The transcript has 2 exons.
UCAUGUUUCGAUUUUAUUCUUGCAGCGAAGGCUUAUACGAGUCCCUGUAUUGGUAGCGGGAGAAAUUUCUUUAAGUCUUGACUUGCGAUUGUAGACGGAAAACAGUUUAUAUAAAAGUCUCUGAAAAACAAAAGACAGUUUUGAUGAAAAGAAGCCGUUAAGUCCGUAAAGGACGUAAUAAAAAGAAAAUUUAAGGUACAGUAGGCUGAGAAGCUGUUGAGAAGCUGUUGCCAGUGUGUUAGACGCCUGGUCUUCCCAGACGCGCGUUUUCCGGUUUUCUUCCGGGCCAGGUUGACCUCUUCAGCCUCCGUAGUCCAGAGGUCAAAACUGCCGGUCAAAAUGGAAGUGAAUCCCCCCAAACAGGAGCAUUUGUUGGCGUUAAAAGGUCCUGUUUCCCUCUGAUUUGGCAAGAGAGACAGUCUUAUAAUAAUAAAUUAUAUUCUAGCUCUGAGGAGUUCUGCUAAGAAAUUUUCUCUUCAUUAAGAGUAACUGGAUUACUGCAGAAUGACUACAGAAGUAAUAUUACAUUAUCGACCAAAUGAAAGUGAUCCCACACAACUGCCAAAAAUUGCAGAAAAAGCAAUUCAAGACUUUCCUACUCGUCCACUAUCAAGAUUUAUUCCUUGGUUUCCACAUGAUGGGUCCAAUCUUCCACUCAAACCUAAAAGAUUACCACCUGUGAUUUCUGGAGAGGCAGCCGAAGAUGUAAAACAAUACUUAACCAUUUCCGAACAUGAUUUUAAAUCACAGAGUUAUGAUUGUACAGUAGAUCUAUUGGAGUUUCAACCUAAUUUGAAAAAGCAGCAUUCAGUUCAUUCACACACACUGAAUGAACAGACUAAUUCUGGAAAUAUGGAUAAGCAAUCAGAAAGAAGAAAACAGCACAAAAGGAGGUCUUGGAGUGUUUCACUUCCCAGCAAUAACUGUACUGAAAAGAUUUUUCCUUUGUCUAAAACAUUGCAAGACAGUUUAAAGGCACUACAUUUGCACUCUCUUUAUAGAGCAAGAUGGACUAUAGAACACAGCAUUUGUAACAACCAAACUUUGGAAGACAUUUGGUCCAAACUCAAUCAAAUUAUCAGGCAUAAUGAACUUCCAUCUUGUAAUGCAACAAUUCAAAGACAUUUAGGGCAGAUAUGGGUGUUCUGUGAUGUUAUGUACUGUGAACAUGUAGGAAAUCUUCUUAAAAGAAAAUUAGCUCUUACUGGAAAAAUUAAUCUAUUUGUACAUAAAUAUGGUAUUAUCUUUAGUAUGUAAUGAAUUCCACUGAUGGUCAAAAAAAUAAUAUUCUGUAUGAACCAAGUAUGGGCUACAAUAGUGAGAUGAAUGAAAUUCUUUUUACCAGUUUUUAAAUUUUUUAUAACUUUUAUUAUUUGUUAUUUUACUUUUUCCCAAUAUAGCCUAUUUAUUCUUCACAUUGUAAGAAAGGAAAAAAAAAGUGUUUGUGUCCCAGAAAUGAGUAUCAGGUGGACCCCUAGGUUGUUGAUUAAGUCAAGAAUUUUCUGGAUUAGCACUUUUUAAAAUGAACUGUGAUAAAUUAUUGUUUAUAUUGAACUUGAAAGAAAAAUGUUCUGUGCCUUUUGUUCUUUUACUUUUCUAAUGAUUGGAUUAGAUUUUCCUAUGACUUAAGGUAACUAGUUUGGAUUUCAGUAAAUCCCUAAAAUCUACCUUUA